UCUGUCAUGUAGAAAGGAGCUCUUAAACUGGAAGCUAGACAUCUUCUUUCUGAGUCUAAGUGAGCAUGUGCAGAAUGGGACAUGGAAACCUCACAGCACUGGUAGCUCUGAACGGAUUCAACUCUCAGGAAUGUAUAAUGUUCGCAAAGGCAAAAUGCAGCUGCCAGUGAACCGAUGGACAAGACGCCAGGUUAUCUUGUGUGGAACCUGCCUGAUAGUAUCAUCUGUGAAAGACAGCUUGACCGGAAAGAUGCAUGUUCUGCCACUAAUUGGUGGAAAAGUAGAAGAAGUGAAAAAGCACCAGCACUGUUUGGCAUUUAGCUCCUCUGGGCCCCAAAGCCAGACUUACUACAUUUGCUUUGAUACCUUCACAGAGUACUUACGGUGGCUACGACAAGUCUCUAAGGUUGCAUCCCAGCGCAUAAGCUCAGUGGACCUUUCAUGUUGUAGCCUGGAACACCUGCCUGCCAACCUCUUCUACAGCCAAGACCUCACUCAUCUCAAUUUAAAACAAAACUUUCUAAGGCAAAACCCCAGCCUUCCAGCUGCCAGGGGACUCAGUGAACUGCAAAGGUUCACCAAGUUGAAGAGUCUUAACCUUUCCAGUAACCAUCUAGGGGACUUCCCAUCAGCAGUCUGCAGUAUUCCAACCCUGGCAGAGUUGAAUGUGUCUUGCAAUGCCCUGCGAGCAGUCCCAGCAGCCAUCGGAGCUAUGCACAACUUACAGACAUUUCUGUUGGAUGGAAACUUUCUCCAGUCCCUUCCUGCUGAGUUAGAGAACAUGCCCCAACUCAGUUAUCUUGGUCUUUCAUUCAAUGAAUUCACUGACAUUCCAGAGGUACUGGAGAAAUUGACUGCUAUGGAUAAACUUUGUAUGUCUGGAAACCGUAUGGAAAUCCUUAGAGUACAGGCCUUAAGAAGAAUGCCUCACAUAAAGCAUGUGGAUCUAAGACUGAACAUAAUUAGGAAGCUUAUAGCAGAUGAAGUGGACUUUCUGCAUCAUGUCACUCAGCUUGACCUGCGAGACAAUAAACUUGGUGAUCUAGAUGCUAUGAUUUUCAACAACAUUGAAGUGCUACACUGUGAGAGGAAUCAACUGGUGACAUUAAACAUUUGUGGCUAUUUCCUAAAAGCACUGUAUGCUUCUUCUAAUGAACUUGUUCAACUUGAUGUUUACCCAGUUCCAAAUUAUCUGUCUUUCAUGGAUGUUUCAAGGAACUGCUUAGAAAAUGUGCCUGAGUGGGUAUGUGAAAGCCGAAAGUUAGAGGUUUUAGAUAUUGGCCACAAUCAAAUAUGUGAACUUCCUGCACGCUUAUUUUGUAAUAGUAGUCUCCGGAAAUUGCUGGCAGGACACAACCAGUUGGCAAAGCUGCCUGAAAGGCUAGAAAGAACAUCAGUGGAGGUCUUAGAUGUGCAACACAACCAGCUUAUUGAGCUACCUCCUAACCUUCUCAUGAAGGCCGACAGCCUGAGAUUCCUGAAUGCAUCUGCAAACAAACUGGAAACACUUCCUCCAGCCACACUUUCUGAAGAGACCAGCAGUAUCUUACAGGAGUUGUAUUUGACAAACAACAACCUCACCGACAAAUGUGUGCCCUUGUUAACAGGACACCCCCAUCUGAAGAUCCUUCACAUGGCCUAUAAUCGACUUCAAAGUUUUCCAGCAAGUAAAAUGGCAAAACUGGAAGAACUUGAGGAAAUUGAUAUCAGUGGCAAUAAACUGAAAGCCAUUCCAACAACGAUCAUGAAUUGCAGGCGCAUGCACACCGUGGUUGCUCACUCCAAUUGCAUUGAAGUCUUUCCUGAAGUUAUGCAGCUCCCAGAGAUCAAGUGUGUGGACCUGAGCUGUAAUGAGCUAAGUGAAGUCACUUUACCAGAAAACCUGCCUCCCAAACUACAAGAGCUAGACUUGACUGGAAACCCUCGCCUUGCCCUCGAUCACAAAACCCUGGAGCUGCUGAACAACAUCCGCUGCUUCAAGAUUGAUCAACCUUCAUCAGGAGAUGCAUCUGGAGCCCCAGCAGUGUGGAGUCAUGGUUACACUGAAGCUUCAGGGGUGAAAAACAAGUUGUGUGUGGCAGCCCUAUCUGUGAAUAAUUUCCGUGACAACCGAGAGGCCUUAUAUGGUGUAUUUGAUGGAGACCGGAACGUAGAGGUCCCCUACCUUCUCCAGUGUACCAUGAGUGAUAUUUUGGCAGAAGAGCUGCAGAAAACAAAAAAUGAAGAAGAGUACAUGGUCAAUACAUUCAUAGUCAUGCAAAGGAAACUUGGAACUGCUGGGCAGAAACUUGGAGGUGCUGCUGUUCUUUGUCAUAUCAAACAUGACCCUAUGGACCCAGGAGGAUCCUUUACCUUGACCUCUGCUAAUGUGGGCAAGUGCCAGACUGUUCUCUGUCGAAAUGGGAAGCCACUGCCUCUGUCCAGAUCUUACGUCAUAAGCUGUGAAGAAGAGAUGAAGAGAAUUAAGCAGCACAAGGCCAUUGUCACUGAGGAUGGCAAGGUGAAUGGAGUGACAGAGUCCACGCGCAUCCUGGGCUACACCUUUCUCCACCCCAGUGUGGUCCCUCGCCCCCACGUGCAGUCUGUGCUCCUGACGCCCCAGGAUGAGUUCUUUAUCCUGGGCAGUAAGGGGCUGUGGGACAGCCUGUCUAUCGAGGAGGCUGUGGAGGCUGUGCGCAAUGUGCCUGAUGCCCUCGCUGCCACCAAGAAGCUGUGCACCCUGGCCCAGAGCUACGGCUGUCACGACAGCAUCAGCGCUGUGGUGGUGCAGCUCAGCGUCACCGAGGACAGCUUCUGCUGCUGUGAGCUCAGUGCUGGUGGGAGUGUGCCACCACCCAGCCCGGGUACUUUCCCCCCCUCAGUCAACAUGGUGACCAAGGACCGGCCCUCUGAUGGGCUGGGUGUGCCAUCUUCCAGCAGUGGCAUGGCGUCAGAGAUCAGCAGUGAGCUAUCCACCUCCGAGAUGAGCAGUGAGGUGGGGUCCACAGCCUCUGAUGAGCCCCCAUCAGGAGCCCUAAAUGAAAGCAGCCCCGCCUACCCCAAUGAGCCUCGCUGCAUGCUCCAUCCAGUCUGUCUGUCCAACUCCUUCCAGCGCCAGCUGUCCAGCGCCACUUUCUCCAGCGCCUUCUCCGACAACGGCCUUGACAGUGAUGAUGAAGAACCAAUUGAGGGUGUCUUCAGCAAUGGCAGUCGAGUGGAGGUAGAAGUGGACAUCCACUGCAGCCGGGCCAAGGAGAAGGAGAGACAGCAGCACCUGCUUCAGGUACCUGCUGAGGCUAGUGAUGAGGGCAUAGUCAUCAGCGCCAACGAGGACGAGCAAGGUCUGCCCAGGAAAGCAGACUUCUCUGCUGUGGGGACCAUCGGGCGCCGCAGGGCUAAUGGCUCUGUAGCACCCCAGGAAAGGAGCCACAAUGUGAUAGAGGUUGCCACAGACGCGCCUCUUCGAAAGCCUGGAGGCUAUUUUGCUGCCCCAGCUCAGCCAGAUCCUGAUGAUCAGUUUAUUAUACCCCCAGAGCUGGAAGAGGAGGUCAAAGAAAUCAUGAAACAGCACCAGGAGCAGCAGCAGCCACCACAGCCACAGCCACAGCCACAGCAGCAAGCACUGCAGCGGCAGUUUCAGAUAGACCAGCUGCCGGACUUCUAUGAUACGCCACUAUGACCCAGUCUGAGUACUGUAUAUGAACAAUAAACUAACCCAGAAAGACAGCACGAGAGUCUCUCAGGCUCACAUUAAACCAGGGAUUUUACUCCAUGACCUUCUCCCAAAC
Molecule: messenger RNA, 3767 nt
Organism: Castor canadensis (American beaver)
Lineage: Eukaryota; Metazoa; Chordata; Mammalia; Rodentia; Castoridae
Source: RefSeq, a predicted model, not a curated record